CAACACUUUGGAUUGUUGCAGGGGAACGUAAUGAUGAUAAUUUUGUAAAAAUGUAUAGAAUUUUAAUUUUUUUUUGUGUGUGUGUGUGCGCGCGUGUGUGUUCAGGGAGUGUAUUUAGAUUGUCGUCAGUGUCCUGAGUCUGUUUGGACUCUGCUGUUAUGAAUAACACAACACAGGCUGUGUCCUAUUUUAGGGAACAUCUACCUUUACAGACUCAACAUAUAAUCAUAAACAUUUUUUUUCCAGUUGGCAAACUCAUGAAGCUGAUAAUUGCGUUAGCUUUCCUGAGUUUAUUCAAAACUCGACAGGCUCAAGGAACUUUCACAGUCAUUAUUCGACCUGGUCUGCCUCAUCAGAAAGAGUUUGAAAGUUUUCGCUGUUAUUCUGAAUCCUCUGUAGGCCUCCUCAAGGCUAAUGUUAACUCCCUGUCCCUCAGACACAGCAAUAUUCUCGUUCCAGGGUCAGCACUCAGUGUAAUUUUUGGCUAAAUGUAAGCCUGUGAUUUGAUUCAAAGAUUUGAUUGUGUGUGAUUAAUGUGUUCAAGUCAGCACUUUGGGGAAGGGGAACACGCACAUGGUUUCAAAAUGAUCUGUAUAUGCAAUUUUCAGGUGUUUAUAUCAAAGCUCAUAUUUCACUCUCAGACUUUGCAGUUAUAAUAAAAACCUUUCUUCAAAUGUAUCACAAAGGGGCUGUUGGUCAUUGAUCAGAUGUUUCAGGCUUUAAAAGUGUGGGAGCUGCAGGAGAAACUAGAACGACACUUCAAACAACACACAUGACUCACGGGAUGGGAUUUUUAAACAUUUGUCAUUGAGCUUCUCUGUGUGUUUUAUAGAGCUAACUGCAGCUGCCAGAUAUGCACACAGUUGACAAUUAGCUGCUACAGGAGCCAUAGCAAAGUUGUCUGAAGGUCAUUGUAAUGUCAGCAGUGCACUUACCGGCCUAAAAUUAGACCUAACAUACUUUGGCGUGCCUGGUUUCAUUUACACCUACUGUUCUGACUUCUUACAAAAGACUCCAAAGCUCUGCUGGAAAAGUGCAUCAUCACAGUGAAUUUCAAAAGUUUGCACUCAUCAUUUAUUAUUUACUACACUGGAAAGCUUUCUCUGAAUAACUUUGAAGACUAACGAGAGAAACCAAAAAUCCACCACCUCAUGGAAGUUAGCAGUCCGUCUGCCAUUAGUCUGCACUGGCUUGUGAAAGCGGCAUCGGUGUGCUUUAUGUGAGCAUGAGUACCACGGAAAGACUAAAUGCAGUCCAUUUGGCUCAGACGGUUGAAGGGGGGCUUUAAGAAGCUCCAGCCUGAGUACUGAGCCUGGAAAUAAAGCAGACUGAACGUGCUGUGAGAAAUGCAGCUGUCCAUGGCGCCAAAUGCAAGCUGGCAACCGCUUAUAACUUAAAUUAGUUUUGGCUCCAACAGCUCAUUCUUAGACUGGAGAGUCCUGAAGGAGAGAACCGGAAAAGGAGCUAAAUGAUCCAAGUGAUAGAAUAGAAAGGUCCUGGAGUGGGACGGGUGUCCUUUUCCCAGACAAAAGCAAGCGAGGCAGACUCCACAGAGAGGGAGGACGAACGCGGGUUGAACAACAUGAAUCUAAAGACAGGAAACUCCUCAAAUGGCUUCACACCAGAGAUCAGUUUGGAUAAACUACACCGGAUGGCUGCAGAGCUGAUACUGCCUGGACGAUCCAUCUUGAGGCUCCUGAACACUGUUCUGGAGUUUGUUACAAACUUUCUGGCCCGAGUUUUAGGAAGCAGCCUGAUCAGGAGACACUUCCACCUGCUGCUGUCUGGGUUGGUCCUCUUUGGGCCUGUGCUCAGCUUCUGGGUAUCAAAGUAUAGCAUCUUUGCAAACAGCAACCACUACCUGUACAGGAAGUUCCUGAGGUCCACUUGGGGUUGGACCUGCAUCUUUACGGGCGCUUUCAUCAUCCUUCUCUCCCUCUCAGUCCGUCACUCCACCUCUCUUUCCCUCCGCCACCUCUCUCGAGUAGGCCUCACGGGUUUGCUCUGGUGGAGCUGUCAGCGCCUCCUGACCCUGCUGGAGGAUGCAGCGGGGACCUGUUACGAGCCCAUGACCCCAGGCCAGGACGGCCAGAGCCCGGCCUCUCCAGUACAGCCUCUGCUGCUCCUGCAUGAAGACCAGAACAAGGCCUCCUGCCUGAAAGCCCACAUGCUGUGGCGAGGCUACGAAGUCUCCCAGGACGUCCUCAUCCUCUGCUUCUGCUGUCUGCUGCUUGUCGAGGAAAUGUGUGUCUUUGGUCAUCACUUGGAGCGACAAAAGCCUCUGCAGAGGUCACCCGGGACCCCGCUGAGAGUCGUCUUCCUCCUGUGUGUUCUUCUCCUCCUUGUUUGGAUGUUUCUGCUGCUGUGUUUGCUUGCAUACUUCCCAAAGUUUCCCUCCCAGCAGCUGGGUGGAGCUCUGGGCUACCUGGGGUGGAGAGGACUCUAUCAGGGAUUGUAUAGACUCGGAUCGAGAUGGGGUUGUCCUGGUUUGCCCAGAGAGGGACUUUCUACCACGGUGCACACCAACAAACAGCCUUAGUAGUGUGGCACGCUUAAUGAAAAUGGUUAGAUUUUGGCACUGAAAUGUCCUUCAAAGCUCAGGAACAAACUUCCAAACCCUCUUUUAAGACUGCAUGCUGUAAAUGUGACAUCACGUUAAUAGUUUGCUUUCUUUAGAGGUCAAAAUUAGUCCAAAAAGAAGCUUAGAAAUCUCAUUCAGACAAAGUAAGUGAGAAAAACUGCUGCUUUAUUGUGUAAUCUGAACCAAAAUGCAGGCACAGUUAGAAAAAGAUUUCUGGGAGCAGGUGUAUCAUUACUUGAUGAAGAGUGUCAUUCUACACUGGUUGUUGCUUAUUAAAAAAAAAAAAAAAAACGAGCCUGGAGUCUGCCUCAGUAGAUGAGCGCUUUCCCAUCUCCUCUGGGUCUCUUAAUCUUGUCAAAGUUCUUGUUAAUGAUGUCAAACAACACAGCCUGGAGAGAGAAAUAAAGACACAGAGUGUGAUGCAGAAGCAGGAUGAUAUAGGGAAGACAGACAGUUUACAGGGAGUCAUAAAAGAGAGGGACGUCCAGAUAUGGAGCUGUAAUCACGUCAAACAGCUCCUUUCAUCAUCGCCCGCAACGCCUUGUUCAUUAGCGGCAUCAAACACGGGAGGACAAUGGCCGAAGGAAAGAGACGAGCUGAUUAAUGGACGGGAGACGGAGCGCCAAUCAAUUUAACACAAGCACUGCAAUUAGUUUAAUUACCCUCCUAUUAAGAAGGAAUGGAUUCCAUUUAAGCUGCCGCUCCCGCCGGUGGACACGACAGGCAUAUUUUACACCCAAGCCGCUCAAUUUAAAAUACAGAGCAUGAAAACAGCAGAUGGUACACGGAGUGUGGAUCAUGAGAUUCAGGAUACACGCAGUCAGAGAGGGCCAACUGUAAGCAAGAGGCAGUGGGUGUCUUACGUAUGUAUUGCGGAUGUCCAAGACCACAAGGCGGAGCUCGCAGUAUUGAUAUUGGUCCAGCUCGUGGACCAGCUGUCUGUAGUCUCCCUGCAGCAGAAAACCCACACCACAAACAGCGAGCGUAUUAGCAAAACAAUGUGUAGUAUGAUAAGCACAUGACACAACAGCAACUAAUUUAUGCAGGAGAGAUUGUCCUCAUAAGUUUUUUUUUUUUCAGCGCACCGGCACACAUUUUUGUCAUUCACACAUUAAUAUGCUGAUUAGGAUGCACAGCGGGAGACACUGACCACGUGGGGCGACUUGGAGGCUUUGGCCACAGCGUCACCCCUCUCAUUGUAAUACCUGCCAAAACAAGGAGAAGAGAGGAGUUAUAGUACCACCCACCUGUUUUAAAAUAGCCCCCAGCGUUUCGCUAAAUGUCACAUCCAAUGCCAUAUUCAACACAUCAGUCUGGUUUUUAAUAAAAAGACAAAGCAGAAGACUGCCUCUCAUUAUCUCUGUUAAGAUUUUCUCACUUUUAAAUGUGGAAUUGAAGCCUUUCUGAUUCUGCUUAUAUCUAUAUGACUUUUUUUCUGUUUGACUUCACUAAAUAAAGAUGGACGAGACCCUC
This is a messenger RNA of Haplochromis burtoni (Burton's mouthbrooder), 4054 nucleotides long. RefSeq names its product fat storage-inducing transmembrane protein 1. The record is from RefSeq and is a predicted model, not a curated record. The coding region runs from base 1583 to 2539 and encodes 318 amino acids. Gene Ontology annotation, cellular component: endoplasmic reticulum membrane. Lineage: Eukaryota; Metazoa; Chordata; Actinopteri; Cichliformes; Cichlidae. Gene Ontology annotation, biological process: phospholipid biosynthetic process; lipid storage; lipid droplet organization. The transcript is spliced from 3 exons.